AUGCAGCUUUCCUACUUCCAGAUCCUCGCCGUUGCGCUCUUCCACGGCGCCAUCACCGUUCACGCGAUGCCUGCCGGCAACGAAAUCGGCGCGGGGCUCAAUGUCCCCAAAUCUGAGUCGGCCGUGACAAAAAUUCAGCCCCUCGCAUCCAGUGAGACACGUAAACCGAACCCAGACUUGCACUUGAAGCGAGGACUCCCUGGAGGGCUGCCUGUGAACAUCAUGCAAAACUCGGACGAGGCGCACCCCGCAGUCCCCGUUGACAACUACAAGACGGACAUGGCCCGGCUGAUGGGCGGGCAAGAGUGA
Messenger RNA from Trametes versicolor FP-101664 SS1, 309 nucleotides. RefSeq lists its product as uncharacterized. The transcript has 2 exons. NCBI's taxonomy places the organism in Eukaryota, Fungi, Basidiomycota, Agaricomycetes, Polyporales, Polyporaceae. The coding region runs from base 1 to 309 and encodes 102 amino acids. The record is from RefSeq and is a predicted model, not a curated record.